CGUAUGACAAGGCGGGGCGGCCAUCUUUUGUGUGUCGGAUUGUGAUUGUGAAGAGUGGAAGGGGACUAAACAAACGGAAGGGGGACACAGCAUUGGGAUAUUCUCAAACACUAUCCCCAAGCCAUGGUGAAGAUUUUUGUUGGUGGUGUCUCUCCAUCCGCAUCCCCUGAAGAGUUAAAGAAGCUCUUUGAGAGUUAUGGUCAGGUGAAUGAAUGUGACAUUCUCAAAAACUAUGCCUUUGUCCACAUGGAAAGAGAGCAGGAUGCUCACCGUGCUAUUGGAGAAUUGCACAAACAGGAGUUCUAUGGCUCCCAUCUUACUGUGGAAUAUGCAACGUCAAAGAUUCGCAAUGCCACCAAAAUAUACGUGGGCAAUGUCUCAAGCAGGGCGACAACAUCCCAAAUAAAGGAGUUAUUUGAGAAGUUUGGGAAAGUUGUGGAAUGUGAUAUAGUAAAGAAUUAUGCUUUUGUACACAUGGCCAAGGAAAGAGAAGCCAUGGAUGCGAUUUUGCACCUUAAUGAUACACCUCUGGAGGACCAGAAGAUCUUUGUUACUCUGUCCAAGAGCAACAAUGCCCCAAAGAGCUCCAAGUUAGCAUCUGCAGCAGUUGUUGCAGUCCAAACAGCACCCCAACCUCCUCCACCACCACCUGCUUAUUACUUUCAUCGCGGACGCCUGCCACAACCUCCACCUUCUUUCUCACCAUUUUCACCUCGAUGUUGGUAUGAAAGGGAGUACUAUGAGAGAUACACAUAUGAUUUCUACGACAGAAGUGGGCUUGGAGCUCGUGCUGCGUAUGAAAGAGCCCUUGCUCCAGCUGCAGUGGUAGCUGCAGCUGCUGCAACCCUUCCAACUGCUCCCGUAGCUGCUGCUGCACCAGCUCCACCAUCAAUCAGCGCAGCCUUGGCUCCCGCAGCAUACAGGGACAGAAGUCCUGUUGGCAGGAGGACAGCAGCAGCUGUUAUGGCACAGUAUGCUGAUCCAUAUGGAGCAUCUCAAGCUUACAGCCAGAGUUACAGCCAAGCCUACGCCUCUGCUUUCUCUCAGUAUAGCUUGGGAGCAGCAGGUUACAGUCCCGCUGAGUACUACGAGAAAUAUGCUAACGGGUAUGCAGGCCAGUACAGCCAAACUUAUUAAGCUACACAAAACCACCUACACUCUCUUUUCCCAGUUUGCUUCUUUUUUUUUAAUCUUAUACAGAGAGAAAGUAUUACAGUGCAGUAACUGGUGGGAUUAAAACCUGUCAGUCUGUGAAAAUGACAUGGGACAGGGAAGCAGCAAAUGGGAAACUGAUUACUACACUAUUUUAACGUAAAUAAUCAUUUAAAUGGUUUGUCUAUACUGUGAGUUAGAGAGGCCAAUACUAUAGCAUGCCUCUCCAUACUAAGGAGUUAUUGUGUAACAAUGGUAAUCAGAAAAACAGGAGCCCUAACAAUAUCAAUCAUGGAUAUCUCAUACUUGCCUUCACAAACUUCUAUCUUGGUUAUGCAUUUAGUGGAAAAUAUUAUCACAUAUAACAAUUAAAUCAUACUGAUGAUAUAGAGAUCUCUGUGUGUAACACUGAGCAUCAGGUCAGAUAAUAAAUUGUCCGGCUGGAAAGCAGUACGCUGCAACAGA
This is a messenger RNA of Rana temporaria (common frog), 1617 nucleotides long. Its product is annotated as RNA-binding protein 4B-like. The record is from RefSeq and is a predicted model, not a curated record. Gene Ontology annotation, cellular component: nuclear speck. Lineage: Eukaryota; Metazoa; Chordata; Amphibia; Anura; Ranidae. Gene Ontology annotation, biological process: mRNA splicing, via spliceosome. The transcript is spliced from 2 exons. Gene Ontology annotation, molecular function: mRNA binding. Bases 124 to 1137 code for a protein of 337 amino acids.